Molecule: messenger RNA, 1703 nt
Organism: Hydractinia symbiolongicarpus
Lineage: Eukaryota; Metazoa; Cnidaria; Hydrozoa; Anthoathecata; Hydractiniidae
Exons: 9
Coding region: 135-1514 (459 amino acids)
Source: RefSeq, a predicted model, not a curated record
AACAAGAGAGGAAGACUUUGCUGUGUUUGAAGUACAUCCUCUGUAUAUAAGCCAGCCUAAACAAACAAAAGUUAUAGGUUUUACAAUUUCUUUUUUGUUACUUAAAAUGGCGCUUUAAGGUAAUAUUGUUCAAAAUGAUACGACAGUUUAUUGUUCUGCUUUGCUGCUUGGUAUGGAAUGUUAAAGCAAAAGAGGUAAAAGCUGGGCAUAGAUGGAGGCAUAUAUCUGGCAGAUUGAAAGUAAUCUCUGCUGGGCAAGCCGGAGUUUGGGGUGUCGAUACACGCAACUUUGUUUGGCUUAAAGAAGGUACAUAUUUGGAUGGACCAAUUCCAGUUAAUGCAACAUUUGGAAAGCAUUGGUUUAGAAUAUCUGGAUAUUUGAAGGAGAUUUGUUCAGGAUACAAUGUAGUCUGGGGAGUAAAUCCGCGUGGUGCAAUAUUUAUUAGAACAGGCAUAUCAAAAAAGAACCCACAGGGAAAGAAAUGGAAAGUUAUUCCAGGUGGUCUUAAACAAGUGAGCGUCAGUCCAAGAACAAAUAAUGUAUGGGGUGUAAAUGUAAAUGAUCAUAUAUACUACAGACAUGGUGCCAGCAUUUCGAGACCAGCAGGUAAUUAUUGGGUGCACAUACCAGGCGGUUUAAAGUAUAUAUCUGUAGGAGAUUCUGGUGUUUGGGGUGUGAACAAGCAUGAUCAUAUAUACUAUCGAGUUGGUACAAGAGGAGGCCAUGGCAGCGGUAAACAUUGGCAUCGAAUAUCUGGUGGACUGAAACAAAUAUACAGUGGCCAUAAUAUUGUCUGGGGAGUAAAUGCUCACGACCACAUAUAUAUUAGAGAAGGUAUCUCUGAUCUUCAUCCUUCUGGAACACACUGGCGUCGUAUUGGUGGUCUUUUAAAAUAUGUAACAGUUAAUAGCUACGACGGAGGUGUUUGGGGAGCUAAUUCGCAUAAUCAUUUAUGGUACAGAUUGGGUGCCCGUUUAGUGAAUGUUGGAUUUUCGCCAUGGACGCCAUUAUCAAAAUGCAGCGAUGAAUGUGGCGGUUUGCAGCACAGAUACAGGUACUGUUUGCGACAUGCACCUGGAUACCAGCCAUCUUCGUGUAUAGGAAGUUUAGCUGAUGAUAUUAAUUGUGGUUCACAUUGUUAUCCUAAAUGGCCUCGAGAUUUUGCCUGGCAUUCUGCUGGACCACUUCUUGGAAGACAUUGUAUUCAAAUCCUAGAAGCAGCUGAUCCGCACACUUGGCGAGACAAUUACUUUUGUUGGUACAGAAAGAAAAAAUCACCGAACAUUAAAUGGUCCUCAGCUGGUCCCAUUAGAGGAAUGCGCUGCACCCAGAUUCUUGAAACAGCUGAUCCACACACAUGGCGAGAUAAUUACUUAUGCGUGCCGCCGACUUCCCCUUAUAAUUUCAGAUGGUCCUCCGCAGGACCAAUAAAAGGACUAGAAUGUAUACAAUGGCUAGAAGCUGCCGAUCCUCAUACAUGGAGAGAUAACUAUUUAUGCAACAGGAGAAUGUGAAUAUUCGUGAGAUAGAUCAAUCUCUAUACUCAUUUUGAACCUCUGUUUUUCGUACUUAUACAAAACAGAAUCAGAUAUAAAUAUAGCUCCUUGUAUUCUUCCUAUGUGAAGGAUGAUAGGGUACAUAUGUAAAAUGUUUGCAUUCCUAAUUGUAAGCGACAUAUUAUGUAUUUAUUUUUCUUCAGUCAA